CGCCCCCUCACAGUGCCACGGCACGCCCCGCACCACCCCGCGCCGCUCAGCUGCUGCGCCCUCCCUCGCUCCGAAGUCCUGCGCGGCGGGGACGUGGUGGUGGAUGUCAUGGUGCGUUCGCUCAACUCCAUCGUGGCUGUGUGCCAGAACAUGGGCAUCGGGAAGGACGGCAGCCUGCCCUGGCCGCCGCUGAGGAAUGAGUACAAGUACUUCCAGAGAAUGACUAGCACAUCCCACGUAGAAGGUAAACAGAAUGCCCUGAUAAUGGGUAAAAAAACCUGGUUCUCCAUUCCUGAGAAGAACCGUCCUUUAAAAGACAGAAUUAAUAUAGUGCUCAGCAGGGAGCUCAAGGAAACCCCAAAAGGAGCACAUUAUCUUUCCAAAAGCCUGGAUGAUGCUUUAGCUCUUUUGGAUUCACCAGAGUUAAAAAGUAAAGUAGACAUGGUUUGGAUCGUCGGAGGCACUUCAGUUUACAAGGCAGCAAUGGAGAAGCCAAUUAAUCAUCGAUUGUUUGUGACAAGAAUUUUGCAGGAAUUUGAAAGUGACACAUUUUUUCCAGAAAUUGAUUACAAAGACUACAAACUUAUCACUGAAUACCCAGGUGUCCCUGCUGAUAUCCAAGAAGAGAAUGGCAUCCAGUACAAAUUUGAGGUGUAUGAAAAAGCUGUCUUGGCACAAUAAAUUAGGCCUUCUGUACUUCUGUGUACAGAAGUACACAGGCAUUUUAAAUCGUGAAGACUUAUUGAUUGCGAAAAUAUAUUAAACCAUUGAGAGAAAAUCAUGCUUGAUAGUAUAAUACCUCAGUAGUGAACGAUUCCAAAAAACAUGCCCCACACUCUGAAUAUACACCCUGCAGUGGAAACACAAAGGUGGUCAGCAGCGUGAAAGAUGUAGCUCAAAGGAAUACGACAACUAAGGUGAUGUGAGACCUUGCAUCAAUCUUUACAAUCUGUGACAGCAUCCCUAACAAUUCCAUGAGGAAUGAAAGGCAGGAGACUGCAUCAGAACCUUUCUACCUAACCAAAGGUUUUGAGUAUCUCCUAAUUCAAACCAUACAACCUUAAGAAAGUAUCAGAACUCCAAAGUUUAACUGGGGUGGUAUAUACAUUUACAACAAUCUUUAAAACAUACUGGCGUAGAGAAAAAGGUUUGAAAGCGUAACAAGAGAAAUGGAGUCUGGAAGUCUCAGGCAGUAGUUGAGGGACACGCUGAUCCCUCGUGAAGGUCCUCUGUUGUCUUAACCAUUCUAGGUACACAGCCUACUUCAAGCCUUUGGGCUGAAAACAGGCUUACAAAUCAAUCUCAUAAAGAAGUUUUAACAUUUCCAUUAACUUCACACCUGUGUAAAGGCUUGCUGCUCUUAUCAAAAGUUGCUAUGUCAGUUUGACCGUGGCCACUUUGCAGUAUAAGAAAAUAAAUGUUGCAUUCUUAACAGGAUCUGUGUUCUUACAUCCCUUCUAAAUGACGUCAGUGCAGACGCAGAGUGUUAAUUUGUUGGUGUGAUUUUGAAUAUUCUGUGUCAUGUACAAAUAUGGAUUAGAAGCAGAUAGUGGGGUCCUCUUUCCUCUUUCAUUAAACAUAGUAUAAUAAUGUUUUGCAUUGCUGUUCCCUAAAAGUAGUGAGCAAUACACUGGUACGGUAGUAACACUAUGAUUGUAAUGGCCCAGAAUGCCAAGUGUUAAACAAAGUUUAUUAUUGCCAAUAUUAUCACAACAUUGUCAGUAAUAUUAGCCUGGCUUGUCAGACGGCAGAGGACUCCAUAUACAAAGUGUCAUGGAGAGGAGCUGGGAUGUAGCAUGCCCAUCUAUGCUUCCUUGUGCUGCAGCUGCCACCCUGAGGGUGAUAGCCUGCAAGGAGGGAGCCCUGCCUCACUGCAGAUCAGCCUGAGACCAGAAGAAGGGGAAAAAAAGGGUUUUUUAAAAAAAAAAAAAAAAAACAAAAAACAACAAACUCAAAAUUCAGCUGACUGUUCCCCAAAGCACUUUAAAAACAUUGUCUUAUGAAGCAGUAUUGUGGGAGAUUCAAUAAUGUUUGUCCUUUAACGUCAUACUGAGACCCAGUUCUAACAUCAGGGAGGGUGGCACUGGCCGUCGGCAGGCUUUACACAGGUUUUACCUGUAACACCGUCUGGUUUUCUAAGACUAAACCUUGAUUUUGCUUGCCUUUGAAAAACCAAACCUCUUUGAUGAGAGAAGACCACUUAGAAUACCAGAUGUGAACACCUCUUGAAUUUUCCAUCUCAAUUUACAACUGUUGACUGAGAAAAAAGAUAGUUUUUGCAGCAUCUGUUUUGAGUUGUCUCAGUUUUCUGUUUCUUUUGCAUUCUUAAAGAUGUAAGUACUUCCUGUGUUGAUCUUCUUGCCCCAUGUGUGCUGACUGUACAUCAGUCGAUAAAGAUUAAAAUAACAAAGUUAUAUGCUUGCGUAACACAGCAAAAAGUCUCCUGAGUUUUAAUUUGCCAACACAUUGUGAAAGGGAAGGAAAAAGACUUGUUACCAGGGGGAUAUUUUUUUUUUUUAAUAUAAGUCACAGUGACCCUGGCAAGUGAAAAUAACCUCCCAAAAGCAUUUAAUAUGUACCAGUUAGUAUCAAAAAAGCAGGUCACUGUUGAAAGCUUUGCACAGCUUUCAAAGUCUGCAAAGUACUGUGUUUAUGGCAACUGACGUCUAUUAAAAGUGGAAGCAAAGACUUCAUGCCAUGUUAGCUUACAGGGUGAUACUGAUGUGAACAUACGUUAGAAUGAUUUCUGCCUAAUCAUGCUUUGCAGGAGAUAUGGUUCACUGAGGCCAAAAUGUUCUGUAGAACCACUUUGGUUGCAAAGAACUUUAGCUUGGAUGCAAACAAGCCUACUGGGAACAUAAAUAGUUACUUUGACUCUUUGUGGGUUGACUUAGUCCUCUCCAGAUUUAAAUAUGUUCAUUUGUCAAAUUGUACAACAAAUUAAGUCAAUUUAUGAUUUGUGGAAACAAGAACUUUUGAAAUAACACAGCAGUUCCCUGCUUAAAACUUUUCAGAACAUAUUAAUGAUGCACUUUCUUCAAUAUGCCACUCUGCCAAAAAGAUGCAUUUUUGGUUUUUUUUUUUGUUUUAAUAAAAGCACAGUAUUUGGACAGCA
Molecule: messenger RNA, 3115 nt
Organism: Phalacrocorax carbo (great cormorant)
Lineage: Eukaryota; Metazoa; Chordata; Aves; Suliformes; Phalacrocoracidae
Source: RefSeq, a predicted model, not a curated record